Molecule: messenger RNA, 474 nt
Organism: Rotaria sp. Silwood1
Lineage: Eukaryota; Metazoa; Rotifera; Eurotatoria; Philodinida; Philodinidae
Source: the annotation of a GenBank genome assembly
AUGUCAUACGAUUUAAAUGGAGCUGCAUUAGGUCCAGUAGCAGGAGUUGAGUCUGCAGAUGGUAACGAUUCAUACCAUCUUGUCGAUCCUUCUGACGUUUUUGUUGAUGAAUUUAGCAAUUAUCUUUACGUAGCUGACUCAGUUAAUAAUCGUAUACAACGAUUUAAAAUUGGAGAGAAGACAGGUGUUACUGUAGCAGGUGUUGAAAUUGGAUGUGAAGUCAACAUCCCAGUUGACGUAGUUAUAACGUCUAAUGGUGAUAUAUAUGCACUGGAACUAUUUAAAAACCGAAUCAUGAAAGUGACAAAUAAUUUCACGCCAAAAUGUGUUUGCAUCCUUGGAUGUCCAGAUUCACAGUCAUUCUAUAGUCCUGAUAGUUUUCAAUUUGAUACAAAUGGUAAUCUUUAUGUUAUAGAUUCCCAGCAACACACAGUAUUGAAGUUUAACAUUUCUUUGGACAACUGUGGUAUGUAG